AUGGGCUUGCGGAUGAGCGGAAACGCGCUGGGAAUGGCUGAAGAUUGGCAGGCGGAAGCGGAAGUGGAAUCGGAAGCGGAGGCGGAAGCCGCUUCAGCUUCCCCGCGCGUUAAAGGAAGUGGCGGAGCGAGAAGAGGUUCCGCGGGCGGGGAAGCGGCUGAGGGGAUCACGAUGAGCGAGGAGGAGGUGGAUGCGCUGAUUCGUGACUAUGGCGGGGGUGAAACAGCGAUGAACGUUGAUUGGACGCAGCCGCGCUCGUUACUGCCGGCGAAAGAGGAGCUACGAUUGGCCGAACUGAUACAGCGCGGGAAUGAACUGGAGGAGCGAGCUAAGAUUGCUGCAGCCACUGCUAAGCCGUCAGGCUCGGCAGCCGUAGCAGCAGCAACAGCCUCAUCUGGUCGUGAAGUUAAUGCAACUCGUGAGGUUGCUGAGGGCUUCGCAGAUGCGCGUGGGGAUGGGGAAGCAGACGGAUAUGGAGAAGCUGAUGCGAGCAUCGCACAAUCGGAACAACAGCAGCAUGUGCAGCAGCAGCAGCAGCAGCAGCGGCAUGUGCUGUCGCAUGCGGAAUGGGCAGUGCUUUGCAAUCUGACUCCCAAGCAGCUGCACCGACAACUGCUCGCCGCUCAGGCUGCCCGAACCAAGCUCGUUCUGCACAACCUUCGCCUCGUGCUAUCCAUCGCUCAAUCGUUCCGCCUCUCCACGGGAGCCGAUUUCGUCGCCAUCUGUCAGCGCGGCCUCGAGGGUCUCACCACAGCGGCCCGCCGCUUUGAUCCCGCCAGGAAGCUGCGCUUCUCCACCUUUGCCACCCACGCUGUCCGCACAGCAAUCAUACGUGCUAUUCCCUCCACUCAGUUCGUGCGCAUGCCUGCUAGGAGCUCCAUGACCCUCAUUUCAGUGCGCAAGGCAAGAGCAGCAGUGGAGAACCGACUAGGCCGUAAGGCCACUGUAGCAGAGGUGGCAGCAGAGGCCGGCCUCUCUGCCGCCCAGUGCCGUGCCGCCCUUGCCGCCCCUCUCGUCACGCGCCCCGUCUCCCUGCACGCCGCGUCGCGGGUCACAGGGCUUGCACUGGAGGACACUAUAGCGAGUACGGAUGGUGGUGAGGGUGGCUUGGUUGCCACAGGCCCUGCCACUACCAGUGCUGCUCUUUCUGCAUCAACUGCUGCUGCAACUGCUGCUGGUGUUGGUGCUGCUGGUGCUCCUGCAACCGCUGCAACUGCUGCUGUUGGUGGUGCCAGUGGUGAUGGCGGUGUGGGGAGCAGCAUGAGUGCACAGGGAGGCGCACUGGGGCACACACGGGCAGCCCUUGUUGCCGUGCUUGACACGCUACACCCACACGAGGCCACCGUGCUGAGGUGGCGCUUCGGGCUGGGCGGCAAGGACGGCGAGGGCGUGGGGGAGGUCUUAACCCUUCGGCAGAUAGCGGCCAAGAUGGGUCUGUCAUAUGAGAUGGUUCGGCGAUACGAGGCACGGGGCCUGCUGAAGCUGCAGGUGCCGGCACGAGCCCAGGCGCUGCAGGAGAGUCUUCAGGGGGAUUUGUGA
This is a messenger RNA of Closterium sp. NIES-65, 1539 nucleotides long. The record is from the annotation of a GenBank genome assembly. Lineage: Eukaryota; Viridiplantae; Streptophyta; Zygnematophyceae; Desmidiales; Closteriaceae.